CACAGAAAGAUAUCAAACCAUCGAGAAAGAGAUAGGAAUUGCACUGGCUGCACGCUGCAAGGCGCCUUGGGUACCACUCCUGGCGUGCGGAUGCAUUACGAGGCACCGCCAAGUGCAUGCUUGCUGAGUCACCUCUCCGGCAGCCGGAGCAUGACUCAGCACCAGAGCGGGCCGACGUCUGCGACGGAGAGAGUCCGGAUCAACGUGGAAGAGGCGUUUUUCGCCGUGGACAAGGCUCUGCUGGUGGAGCACAGCGACUACUUCUGCGCCCUCUUCCGCUCUGGCAUGAGGGAAAGCACGCAGGACGAAAUCCAGCUCCAGGACCUGAGUGCCAAGGGGUUCUUCAUCAUGCUCCAAGUCCUGGCUGGGGAGAGACCCAUGCUGAGCUGCGAGGAGAACUUCAAGGCGGUCGAAUGCGCGGCUUUUCUGCACGUGAAGCCGCUGGCCAAGUACCUGAUCAAUUCGAUCAACUCCGACAACUGCAUCAUCCUGUACCAAGCUGCCGCCAUUUUUGGCUUGCUGGACCUUUUCCACAGCGCCGCCCUGUAUAUCCGGGACAGCUACUCUGAGCUAGAGCAGUACUUGGACUGUCUUUCCCCCGACCUGCUGGACUACAUCGACUCUCUCGUGCCCAGCACGUUUGUCGCGGUGGGGGCACAUACGCCCACCUUUGAGUUCCUAGAGGACCUUUCGAGGACCAUUUGCUACCUGGACGAGGAGAACAACACGUGGAAGACGCUCUCCUGCUUACCGCUGGCGGCCAGCACGUUCCUAGCCGGCAUGGCGACAUUGGAGAACAAGAUCUAUAUCGUGGGGGGCGUCUACGGGGCUAGCAAGCAAGUCGUAGACAGCAGCUUUUGCUACGACGCCGACACGAACAGCUGGAGCAAGUUCCCCAGCCCUAAGCAGCCCCGGUACGACGCCACGCUGACGGGCCACGAAGGUUGCCUGUACGCCAUCGGAGGAGAGUACGAGAAGGUCUCGCUCAAAUCCGUGGAGAAAUACGACGUGUCCUCCAACACCUGGACUCUCCUCUCCGACCUGCCCCAGCCCACAGCCGGGGCCCCCUGCGCCCAGGCGAUGGGGAGGAUAUUUGUUUGCUUGUGGAAACCACUGGACACCACUAUCAUCUACGAGUACGAGACCCAGAAGGACGAGUGGCUUCCCAUCGCGGACUUGAAGAGGCCUCAGAGCUACGGUCACUGCAUGGUGGCCCACCGAGACAACCUCUACAUCAUGAGGAACGGGCCCUCGGACGACUUCUUGCGGUGCGUGAUAGACUGCUUCAACCUCACCACCCGGCAGUGGGUGGCCUUACCCGGGCAGUUCGUCAACAGCAAGGGAGCGCUCUUCACGGCCGUGAUCAGAGGGGACACCGUGUACACCGUCAACAGGAUGCUCACCCUCCUCUACUCCAUCGAAGAGGGCAGCUGGCGGUUCAAGAAGGAGAAGGCCGGGUUCCCGAGGACUGGUUCCCUGCAGACCUUUCUGCUCAGGCUACCGAGGAGAGACCAUAGUGUUGCCACCUAGUCGCCGCCAUGCAGGGCACUCCGGCAUACGAGGGAGCUGAAUUAAAUGACAUCCCCUUCUGGGUCCUCAUCUCUGCCUUGCUUUUGAGCAGCUGCUGCUCCGGGGAGUCUCAGGUGCAAGGCUACAAGGACUCUGCUCUCACCUGCUGCGUUUGCCCUUCCAAGUAGCCGGAGCCAGGGCGAGGGGUGCAAUUCAGCUGCCUUGCCGGUGGUUGCCCUCUGCUCGCGGUUGCGGUGGAUCAAGACCUCUGUUCCAUGCAAAGCCCCCGGCGCUGUCUUCCGGACACGGGGCUGGGAGAGUCGUUGGAGACCUGCAAAGGAAAGACACUUUAGAAAUGCAAAGUAAUACCAGCUCUCAUGUGUUUUGACUGAAUUCUGGAAACGUGCAUCAAACCACCGACCUAGCUUUGGGUGGGGGGAGCCGUCAGUGUAUCUUUGGAUUACGAGGAAAAGAGUUUUCAAUACAAAAAUCUUAAGCGUGUGUUAACGAUGGUUUCUUCUUUCAAGGACACUAAACAGAGUGCCUGUCACACUGCACAGGCAUCAGG
Messenger RNA from Alligator sinensis (Chinese alligator), 2077 nucleotides. It is a transcript of the gene KBTBD13, whose product is annotated as kelch repeat and BTB domain containing 13. The record is from RefSeq and is a predicted model, not a curated record. Gene Ontology annotation, molecular function: protein binding. The coding region runs from base 91 to 1530 and encodes 479 amino acids. NCBI's taxonomy places the organism in Eukaryota, Metazoa, Chordata, Crocodylia, Alligatoridae. The transcript has a single exon.